UGGAUGUGGAGGAUAGAGAGGCUUGGACAUACUGGUCCACUUCUCGCUUUAGAACCAUAGUGGGAGUAGAGGAGAGAGAGAGAUGUCGAGUUGUUUGGGCAGCACGGAAAAACAGUCGCAAAAAGGAGAGAGAGAAGGGGAAGGGGAGUUCACGUAAGAUGGAAGGAUGGGCCGGAGUGGGGGCAGGUUAUAUACGCCUGGCGGGGGUAUCCCUGUUAUCUCUCGCUCCAGAUUGA
This is a messenger RNA of Acaulospora colombiana, 236 nucleotides long. Lineage: Eukaryota; Fungi; Glomeromycota; Glomeromycetes; Diversisporales; Acaulosporaceae. The record is from the annotation of a GenBank genome assembly.